GUCCUUCAAGGCUUUCACGUUCCUCGCUCUGUUACGCUGAUACUUCUUGUUUCUUUUUCUGCAUAUUGUCACGAGCCCAUACGAGGCAAACCUCCAGUCGCUGCAAACAUCUUUCUCUGAUCUACGGCUCUCUUCGUUGGUCACGCUUUUCGCCUGACUUGGGCUCCAUCCGCUCUACGCCAUGCAACACGCAUCGAAUUCCCCGUGGCGGACGCCUGCGAUGCAAUACCCCAAACCCCAAUACAGUCUACAGCAUACCAUAUCCAUGGUCAAUCUCCGCGAUGAUGAUCAGUCGUGGUACAAAGGCCGUGAGACUGAAUCCCCUACUACCUCGUCGGUCUCGUCUGCCACCAGUCGAAGCACAACACCAACAACCACAAACAACAACCCAUGGUCAAACGUGAUGGUUAGCCCAGCUUCCACAUAUUCCAACAAGUCGACCGACUCCUCGUCCCCAAAAGGUAGCCCAAAACAUACCCCGCCUUAUACCAGCCGAUCGACAACACCUAUUGCUCCCCAGCCAAUAAGGGUGAUCAAUCCGGUAGCAGGAUUCGCGCCCAUGUCUCCACCUCCUCAAACUCCUGGGGAGUCGUUCAGAAAUGGUGACUACCCAGGCUCACCAAUGAAUCCAUAUCGACAACCUGUCGCUCCAUUAGUACCAUUGGUGAAUGGAUACAUCAACACCUCUAUUCUAUCAUCUCAGGGUCAGUCUCUUUCUGGAUGGUUCUACGAGCUCGUACGAAAGCAGGGAUGGGAUGCUGGUCUCGUAAAGAAGAUAUGGCAGUGGACAUUGUCUAACCCUAGGCUCGCAAUUUUGUUGUUUGUCUGCGACGAUGUUGCGUCAUGGCGUCAAGCCUCUUUCUUUGAUCUUCGAGAUGAGAGCUUGCCGUUCCCGGAGGAUCGUCUCCAAGGCAUUGUGGGAAAUGCACGCAAAGUCGUUGGGGAGCAGUGGCGCGCCACAUCCAAGGAACUACCACUGACGGGCGCACAUGUCGACUUCACUGCACGAGAAACAGUACCCCUACAGCAUAUCAGUCUUAUUCGAUCAUCGCGCAAUUCUGAAAAGAGCGUUGACUGGGUUCGGAUGCAAGGUAACAGCGAUGAUCGCGUGCUAGUGCGAAAGCGCUUUGUUACUGCUCGUGCCUCUCAAAAGACUGCGCUCUUGGACCAGAUAAACAAGUUCAAGCAACAUGAGCAUAAGAACAUUGCAAAACUGCUUUGCUCAUACUCUCAGCCAAGCCAUGUUGGAAUCGUGACGGAGAAAGCGCAAUACACUCUGGACGACUACCUUGCGCUACCUGGGAGCGACCCGAACCGCUCCAAGUUGUUAGUGGACUGGAUGUAUGAUCUGUCCUCUGCCCUUGAAUAUCUUCAUUCGCAAUCUAUUUGCCACCGGAGCAUUCGACCUCGCAAGAUCCUAAUAGACGGUGCUCGCAUUAUUCUCGCUCCUUUCGACAUUGGACAGAGUAUCGACACAUUCAGUCCGACUAUGGCGAACUCUCAACGCCUAGACCAGCUUCACAUGUACUUCCAGGAUCAGUCUUACGUCUAUGCAGCGCCCGAAGCGAUUGUCUCACGUGGUAAAAGAAUGGCGGACGUGUUCUCGCUCGGCUGCGUGUUUCUAUCGAUGAUGACGGUAGCACAAGGCCAGUCACUAUCUGUGUUUGCGCAAUAUCGGGCAGCAUCCACCCAGGAUGCCUCAUACCAUGCACACCUCGACCGAGUCGCAAGCUGGCGAAACAGACUGCAUGCAGCGACCACUUCGAACCUUAGAAACGGACUGGUCGGAUCUGGCCGGAAGCUAAGACAGUUGAAGGCGGAAUCCGAGUGGCUGACCAUUAUUGAGAAGAUGCUCUUACCCGGACCAAAGGAUAGAAUAAAGAUGAGAUUUGUUCUGGCGAGUCUGGGUAGCGGUAAAGCUACUGGAGGAAGACGACGUAGCUUAGAUGGUGGUGGUUGCAGUGGGCAAGCAGCAGCAUCUCUCGGCGUAAAUGGUGCAUCAACUGCGACGUUGGUCGAUAUUUCGGAGCACCACGCGCCGCGCAAACCAGAACUAAGCGUCUUCGAUGGGUACUUCCAAACCCAGACCCGCAGGUUAGAACCGGCAGGUGGCUGGUAAAGAAGAUGUCGAACCUCGAACAGUAUGUCAAACAAGAGCUUACGCCAA
Molecule: messenger RNA, 2167 nt
Organism: Alternaria alternata
Lineage: Eukaryota; Fungi; Ascomycota; Dothideomycetes; Pleosporales; Pleosporaceae
Product: kinase-like protein
Exons: 1
Coding region: 182-2119 (645 amino acids)
Biological process (GO): intrinsic apoptotic signaling pathway in response to endoplasmic reticulum stress; protein phosphorylation; IRE1-mediated unfolded protein response
Cellular component (GO): IRE1-TRAF2-ASK1 complex
Molecular function (GO): RNA endonuclease activity; protein serine/threonine kinase activity; ATP binding
Source: RefSeq, a predicted model, not a curated record